Etheostoma spectabile (orangethroat darter) is the source of this 4305-nucleotide messenger RNA. RefSeq names its product formin 1 (gene fmn1). Gene Ontology annotation, cellular component: cytoplasm; actin filament; cytoskeleton. Lineage: Eukaryota; Metazoa; Chordata; Actinopteri; Perciformes; Percidae. Gene Ontology annotation, molecular function: microtubule binding; actin filament binding. Bases 254 to 3982 code for a protein of 1242 amino acids. Gene Ontology annotation, biological process: cortical actin cytoskeleton organization; actin nucleation. The record is from RefSeq and is a predicted model, not a curated record. The transcript is spliced from 17 exons.
AAUAUGACUGACUUUUACCAUUUCUUGCAUUAUUAUAGUAUAGUAAGUGGAAGUUGCAUGAUCCUGGAAUAGUUAUACAAAGGAGUGCAUGCCAAACAGAUGCCUGAAAACCAAUUGCACCUUCUUAUCCUGCAUUAGCUAGCACUAUGUUGCACUUUACUCCACAUAUGAACAGUGUAAAUGGUAACCACAAUGUUGACAUUGUGGGGAAAGCAUAACGUCACCACUUUCUUUUAUGAGUGACUGAUGAGCGAUGGAGGAGCAAAAAGUCACCCUGAAGUUUUUCAAGACUCUCUCAGAGGAGGAGAAUGAGGACAUUAUGCAAGAGGACGAGGAGCGAUCACAGAGUUUUAAUGUAAAGAAACAUGGGAAUAUGACUUUUGAAGAUGGUGUGGAGAACAGUAGAGACUCUUUAUCACAUGUUAUAUUGCCUAAUGAAGGGGAGAAGUUGACCUCUAACUCAAUUGAACAUAUAACCAGGAGAGAAGCAGGAAGUGACUCAGACAUGAUAGACAAUGAGAGGAAUAAUGUCAACCUAACAGAGCAGCAAAGCGUGGCUGUGAAUGCUGAAAAUGGCUUGGAGAAACAGAGCUCUGCAACAAAUCAAGUCCAAAAUAAGAUGCCAGACGGGCACUGUGACAAAGAUAACAGCUGCAGCAAAAAGGGUUGUCACAUAUCGGAGAACUUGCUGGAUGAAUGUGCCUUGGAGGAAACUCUGCAACCAAAUACAGGUUGGGAUUGUGUUGCACCAGUCAGUCUCAAGCAGGACGACAAUGAAGAAGUCGACCAGAGAGGAACAAAAGACUAUAAAAAGGUUCACUUCAGGGAAGAUGUCACAAGUGUUUCCAGUCCGGAUGUGGGUUUUGACCCAGAAGAAUCUGCCAAAAGUCAAUCUAAAACCAAACACGUUGAACCGAUAGUAACAGUGGAGCAAACCGGUGGCCCUUCCUGCUUUACAGAUGACAAUGAAGAAGAGAGGGCAGGUGCAGAAGAGGACAGCGAAGAAGAGAAAAGAGAUGCAUUUCCAGACUUCUCCGCCCAACUUCACCAUCCCUCCAGCCCAAAAGACACUUCAAAUAUUUGUAUAACAUCUGCAGGUAACAGCCCUCCACCUGAAGGCACCUUCACCAGAGCCACCUUCACCCCAGGCUCCCCCACCGACAAGCCGCUCCCGGCCCUCUUCAGCGGCCUCAGGGUCCUGAGGAAGGGGGUGGUCGGGCCCGAGCACGACACCGUGGCCCAGAUCAAACCUUCAUCUCAAGGUGCAAGGAGGGAACUCUACCCUGAGAGGCAAGGGGAUGUUAAAGUUCAGAAGAGCUUCCUGGACCAGAUCUCCAAUUUACUGAACACGGAAAAGAGAGGAGAUGAGAAAGAGGAGAGGGAGGGAAUGGACGCUGAGGGAGACCAGGAUGAGAAUGAGAUUGAAGAAGGUCAAGAGGAUGAGAGGACAGACCUCGAAACCAAGGAAGACGCAGAGUCCACGAAGCCUUCUCUGUCCAGUGCAGAGGCCGCAUUCGAUGCCUUCAAAGCUUUUUUCACCCCAAAGCCUUUGAAGAAGGACCCAGCAGAGAAGGUGGACCUGGAGGCCGUGAGGAAGAAGAUAAGAGCAGAUAAAGAUGUGCUAAAAGCGCUUUUUGAGAGAUCCUCCAAAAAGACGCCAGAGAAGAAAGAUUCAGCUGAUGGCAAAUCAGAAGCAUCCACCUCAGGAGAGGGAGAGGAAAGAACUCCUGGUCGUCUACAAGCCGUCUGGCCACCACUUAAAGAGGAAAAGGUUGGGCUCAAGUACACAGAAGCAGAGCACCAGGCUGCUCUCCUGCAACUGAAGAGAGAAUGUAAAGAGGAGUGGAAAAGUUACAGGUCAGAGGAGUUUGGUCAGGAACUCUCCAGACUGAGGGUGGAGAACGAGGACAAUGUCGCCCGUCUGGAGCUCACUCUGGCCGAGCUGCAGGCUGAACUCUCUCAGUUUGGGACCCGCCAACGUGGGGAAUGCAAAGAUGUCGCUGUAUCAACGGGAGACGACUUUUUAAACAAAUCUUUCCGCACAGUCUGCAUCCAGACCGACCGGGAGACAUUUGUAAAGAUUCCUGAAGAUGGAGAAGGUGCAGGGAGAGCCUACACAAGCCCUCAACAGCAGAAGGUGACCCCCAAAAAGCUGGACCUGGCUUCUAUCAGCCUCAGCCUGGCUGGGCAAAGGGACGAUACUUUGUCUUCCCCAUCUUAUGACCCUCCAUCCCAAACUCUUCCUCCACCUGGAACCAUACAACCUCCAUCAGAACAACCACCCGCUCCUUCUCAGACCACCAACACAGACAGUCUGCCUCUUCCUCCCCCUCCGCCUUGUUUGUCUUUCCCCCUAAACCACAUGCAGCCGUCAAAUGGCCUUCCACCGCCACCACCUACUCCUCCACCUCCUCCUCCAUCCAUGCCUGGCUUUAUACCUCCACCACCUCCUCCUCCAUCCAUGCCUGGCUUUAUACCUCCUCCACCUCCCCCUUCAUCCAUGCCUGGCUUUAUACCUCCUCCACCUCCCCCUUCAUCCAUGCCUGGCUUUAUACCUCCUCCACCUCCUCCUCCAUCCAUGCCAGGCCUUAUGCCCCUUCCACCUCCUCCCCCUCCAGUUGGGGGUUUCAGUUUUGAAGUACCUCCCAGGAAACCGACAGUGGAGCCUUCCAGACCCAUGAAGCCACUUUACUGGACCAGAAUCCAGAUCCAGGACAAGAAUAACAAGACACUGUGGAACAUUUUAGAGGAGCCAGAUAUAAUAAAUGCCAGCGAGUUUGAGGAGCUUUUCGCCAAAACCACCACACAGACCAAGAGGAAGCCGCUGUCAGAGGCUUACCAGAAGAAAGCCAAAGCCAGGAAGAUCAUUAAACUGUUGGACGGGAAGCGCUCUCAGGCCGUGGGCAUCCUAAUAUCUAGCCUCCACCUGGAGAUGAAAGACAUACAACAAGCUGUCCUGGCAGUGGAUCACUCUGUGGUGGACCUGGAGACAAUUGAAGCACUGUAUGAAAAUAGAGCGCAGCCAGAAGAACUGGAGAGAAUCAAGAAACACUACGAGACGCCAGAGGAAGAGGAAGUUAAACUGCUGGACAAACCUGAACAGUUCCUGUAUGAGCUGUCUCAGAUCCCAGACUUUGCAGGCAGAGCUCGCUGCAUCAUCUUCCAGUCGGCUUUUAUCGAUGGGAUCGCAUCCGUCCAACACAAGCUCAACACAGUUUCAUCUGUCUGUAAAGCUCUGCUGGAGAGCGAUGGUGUGACGGAGGUGAUGGGACUGGUGUUGGCUCUGGGGAACUACAUGAACGGAGGCAACAGGACCAGAGGUCAGGCCGAUGGCUUUGGCCUGGAGAUUCUACCCAAACUGAAGGAUGUCAAGAGCAAGGACAAUCGUAUCAGCUUGGUGGACUACGUGGUGUCGUACUACCUGCACAAUGUGGAUAAGCACUCCGGCACAGAGAAGAGUAUUUUCCCACUUCCUGAACCUCAGGACGUCUUCUUGGCUGCACAGGUCAAGUUUGAUGACCUCAACAGAGACCUGAGACAGCUCGGACGAGAUCUGAUAAGAUGCGAAAAAGAUGUACAGAAGGUUUGCUCUGAUUCUCCUGGAAAAAACCUGCAGCCGUUUAAGGACAAGAUGGAGGCUUUUGUUCUCAGCGCAAGAAAAGAACAUGCAGAAGCUUCCUACCUGUUGAUGACUGUACAAAAAAGUUUUCAGGACUUGGUUCUGUACUUUGGACUGAAGCCCAAAUCGGGAGAGAAGGAGGUGACCCCCGCUCACGUCUUGAUGCUCUGGUUUGAGUUUUGUGCCGACUUCAAGGCCAGUUGGAAGAGGGAGAACAAGACCAUCUAUAACGAGAGAUUAAAAGAGGCUCAGCUGUCAGUGAAGAGAAUCACAGCGGAGAAGAAGGUGGAAACCAGAAAGAUCAACCCCAACAGCCUGAAAGAGAGACUGCGUCAGAAAGAAGCCAACAUGUCUUCAACAUAGACAAGACGGAUCCAUUGUGUUCAUCCCACUAGAUGUUGGCAAUGAUGGCAAACCAACUGUUUUACUCAACACAAGAUGAACUUUAUAGAUUUAAAAAAAAAAAAAAGAACUCUACUUUUACUUGAUAAUGUAGAACUUAUUCACUGACUUAUAUAAUUCGCUACCGAAAAAUGUAAUAAAUGUGCAAUAUUUAGAAUUUAAUAUUAUAAACUUAAGCUCUGUAAUUACAUUCAACUUUCUAGGCAAAUGAUUUGCAUUGAUUUGUACUCCUUUAAUCCUCCUUAAACCUGGUUUUCUACAAAUAAAAUCAUUGAUCAGAAAAU